AUGGAAGCAGCAGCACAGAAUAUCCGCGAACUGUACGCAAAGAGCAAUGCUCGUGAACGACAACAAAUCCAAGAACAGGUUCGAGACCUGCAAAAGGAUCUUUAUAGCGACUGGGAGAUGAUGUUUAGCCUAGCGAUGGCACCUCUUCAAUGGGCCCUUGUCGAUGUUGGAAUUGAUCUCAACAUCUUUACCACGCUCUCCUCAUCUGCGACGCCGAUGACGCACGGUGACUUUCAGGAAAAGACUGGCGCAGCACCGAACCUACUUGCCCACUUACUUCGCUCUAUGGCAUCAUUUGGACUUAUCACAGAAGUUGGGAAAGACGUUUUCGCAGCAAGCCGAACGACACGCGUCUUCGCAGAUCCGCAUGUCAACGGCGCCGCACCGCAUCUUUCGAAGCUCCACCUGCCGGUUGUAAACGCGCUUCCCAGCUACUUAAAAGAGCACAACUACCAAGACAUUAGCGACCCCAAGGAUCUGCCAUUUCAUAUGGCAAUGAAGACGAAGCUGACGCCAUUCGAGUGGAUGAAGCAGGAUGGUGAGCAGAUGAAAGCACUCGGCCACAUCAUGGUGCUCGACUCUGUCGAUAGUUGGGUCUCUUCAUACCCUGCUCAGCAAGUCGUUGGCGACUUCAAGCCUGCAGACGAAUCUGCGCUUAUGGUUGACAUUGGUGGCGGUUUCGGUCAACAUUCUGUGGCAUUCAAGAAAAAGUUUCCUGACCUCUCCGGCCGUAUCGUCGUACAAGAUGUCCCUUCGACUCUUGCACAUGCGCCCAAAGUGGAUGGUAUUGAGUUCCAAACCCAUGAUUUCUUCACGCAACAACCGAUUCGUGGUGCCAAGUUCUACUACUUGCGCCAUAUCAUGCAUGAUUGGGCGGAUGAAGACUGUGUGCGCAUCCUCUCGAGUAUCAUCCCGGCAAUGGGCCCAGAAUCGCGCAUCUUGAUCGAUGAGGUGGUGUUACCAGAGACAAAGGUACCUUGGCAGGUUGCUAUGAUGGAUCUUGCGAUGAUGGCGGCGCUCGGCGGCAUUGAACGGAGUAGAGAAGAUUGGGUGAAGUUGUUGGAAAGCGCAGGACUGAAAAUGGUGGACGUGCACUGCUAUGACGAUGUGAGGUUCCAUUCCGUUAUUGCGGCUGUACCGAAGUGA
Alternaria burnsii is the source of this 1146-nucleotide messenger RNA. RefSeq names its product s-adenosyl-l-methionine-dependent methyltransferase. Bases 1 to 1146 code for a protein of 381 amino acids. Lineage: Eukaryota; Fungi; Ascomycota; Dothideomycetes; Pleosporales; Pleosporaceae. The record is from RefSeq and is a predicted model, not a curated record. Gene Ontology annotation, molecular function: O-methyltransferase activity. The transcript is spliced from 2 exons.